Molecule: messenger RNA, 327 nt
Organism: Ostertagia ostertagi
Lineage: Eukaryota; Metazoa; Nematoda; Chromadorea; Rhabditida; Trichostrongylidae
Source: the annotation of a GenBank genome assembly
AUGAGCGGCGGCACGUACUGCGAUGAAGACGCGGAGGUUCGCGUUGGGGUUGUCGUUCGUCCACUUCGAGGCCACUGGAAACCUGCCAAAGGAUCUGCACUGAUGAGUCAGAGCAGUGAUCAAGGAACACAAUUGGAUGGUUCAAUCUGGAAAACGAGUUCCAGUGACUACGAUAACAUGGCCAACAUGCAGUUCACUUCCCAAAUGGUAUAUAGCAGGGAGAAUCUAGUUGGCACAGAUUCACGUUCGUUACCCACGACGGACUCUGGUUCUCUCAACAAUCUGGCACUUCCCAAACCACCACAGACACCAGCUCCAGAAGAGUGA